AUGGAUACCGUACCAACAGAUUCUCAGUUAGAAUCUCAAUUUUUUUCAUCUUCAGAAUCUCUAUUUUCUACUGAACGUGAUUCUGAUGACUACAAAUUCAUGUCAUCAGUAACCUUGGUAACAGAUGGCGAAUUUAGAGUUUUGGUGGACACGGGAUUAGCCACCGAUAUCAAUGGCGAAACCUUUAUUUUAAAAAGGCUGAAUGAAAUUGGUGCUCUUCCUUCGUCAAUCACUCACGUAAUUACAACUCAUGGUCAUCUUGAUCAUUCUGGAAACAAUAAUGAUUUUGCGAAUGCAAUUCAUUAUAUUGGAAGAUUUAAACAUUCUGGAAUGUAUUCUAACUUUUCUAGAAUCUUUAAAGAUGAAGUGGAAAUCUUAACACGAAAUAUCCACUUGCUAAAAAGUCCAGGCCAUACAUCAGAAGAUAUUUCAGUCUUCGUUAGAAACACUUCUUUCUUCGGAAAUGUUAUCAUUUCUGGUGACGUGUUUAUACGAAAAGAAGAUUUAAAAUACCCAAAUAUUUGGAAGUCGUUAGCAAUUAAUGAAAUGCAGCAAGAAGAAUCAAGAAGACGACUAGCUUGCAUAGCAGAUCACAUCAUUCCCGGUCAUGGACCAAUCUUUCGAGUAACGAAUCGGAUGAAACGAAAGUUCAAAUGUAUUAUCAAUUAA
Messenger RNA from Thelazia callipaeda (thelaziosis nematode), 669 nucleotides. The record is from the annotation of a GenBank genome assembly. Lineage: Eukaryota; Metazoa; Nematoda; Chromadorea; Rhabditida; Thelaziidae.